AUGAAAGGCAAAGCAUUCAACAACACCAAGCGCUCGGGGUAUGGAUUGGCGCUCGUCCCAGCAUUGCUAUUGAUAGUAUUUACUAUCUUUCAGCUUUCAGGUAACUUCAUACACCCAGAGCCAUUUCACGAUAUCUCUCGAUCAGAUCCUUAUCUCACCCUCCAGCAAGCCACAGAUGACCCACUUCAUGACAAAAUAGGCCAACCUGAUUUACAUCCUUCCAAAGAGCACCUACAUGAGGGCAAAAAAGCAAUGGUUGCAAGUGAUGUUCCUGUGUGCUCCACUAUGGGUAAGGAAAUUUUGUUAAAAGGAGGUAAUGCCGCAGAUGCUGCAGUCACAGUCGCAUUGUGCAUUGGCUCAAUAAAUGCCCAUAGUUCAGGAAUAGGUGGAGGCGGGUUCAUUUUGAGCAGAAAUGUGGACAAAGAUGAUAUCAUCAGUAUAGAUGCAAGAGAAAUGGCCCCGGCAUUAGCGUCAAAGAACAUGUUUGGCAACUCAUUUGUGUUGAGCAAAAUUGGCGGACUCGCUAUUGCGAUCCCCGGUGAGCUCAAAGGAUUGGAUGAACUUUAUAAACAACACGGAAGUGGUAGGCUAUCUUGGAAACAGUUAUUUGAACCAGUUAUCAAAUUGAAUGAGGAUGGGUGGAAUUGUUCAAAAGUAUUUGAAACUGUGGUGGCAAAAGAAGACGAGUUGGUGCUAUCACGAGCACCAGUGUUGAAAAAGAUGUGGGAUUUCAUAUUCAAUGACAAGGGGGAUCUCGUUAAAGAGGGUGAUUUCAUUCAACGAAGAAACUACGCCAAAACAUUGAGAUUGAUUGCCAAUAAUGGAAGUAGUGACAUAUUUUACGAUCCAGAUGGCCCAAUCGCUCCAUCAUUGGUGAAUACAAUUGCCCAAUGGGGCGGAAUUUUUACGCCACAAGAUUUCGCCAAUUACAAUGUGAAUGUUGAAUAUCCAUUGACAACGUCCAUCAAUGGUCAUACUCUUUACACUAGCAACGGGAUAUCAUCGGGAAUUUCAUUGAUUGCGGGAUUAAACUUUUUCCAUGAAGUGUACAAUGGAUCAGAUGAUGAAGUGCUAUUUAACCACAAAUUGAUUGAAAGUUUCAAGUGGUCGAGUUCUGUUCGUACUCGAUUGGGUGAUUUAUCAAAUAAACAAAAAGUGAUCAAAAAGUACAGUGAAGGUAAAUGGAUUAAAGAGGUACUUGAACAGGGUAAGUUUUCCGAAAAUGAAACUUUCUCAUGGAAUAAUUAUGACCCCAAGUAUGACAUGGUUGAACCACAAGGAACUUCGCAUUUUUCAAUUGUCGAUAAAGAUGAUAAUGCAGUUGCCAUGACUACAACUGUAAAUUUGCUUUUUGGGUCGAUGAUUUAUGAUAAAAACACUGGAAUAGUUCUUAAUGAUCAAAUGGAUGAUUUCAGUCAACCAAAUGUCAGCAAUGCAUUUAAUUUAACGCCAUCGAUCUACAACUUUGUCCAUCCUGGAAAUAGACCUCUUAGUUCAACAGCACCAACCAUCAUAACUUUCAACAACAAGAGCGACUUAGUCAUUGGUGCAGCUGGCGGAAGUAGAAUUACAAACACGAUUCUCCAAGCAAUUGUGAGAAUGUAUUAUAGAAACACCGGACUACUUGAAACAAUUGCGUACCCUAGAAUGCAUCAUCAAUUGAUUCCCGAGGAUGUAAUGAUUGAAAACAUGACCACAUUUGCAGAAGAAUUUAAGGGAACUGCUAUUGUCGAAAAGUUGGAGAGUAAGAGACACACAUUUUUGGAGACAGGCGCGUUGACAGCAAUGAAUGGAAUUAAAAGGUUAAAGAAUGGAACAUUGCAAGGUGUUAGUGACUUUUGGAGAAAACGAGGAGAAGCAGAUGGGUAUUAA
Molecule: messenger RNA, 1872 nt
Organism: Lodderomyces parapsilosis
Lineage: Eukaryota; Fungi; Ascomycota; Pichiomycetes; Serinales; Debaryomycetaceae
Gene: CIS2
Product: gamma-glutamyltransferase
Exons: 1
Coding region: 1-1872 (623 amino acids)
Biological process (GO): glutathione catabolic process
Cellular component (GO): fungal-type vacuole; plasma membrane
Molecular function (GO): glutathione gamma-glutamate hydrolase
Source: RefSeq, a predicted model, not a curated record